Monopterus albus (swamp eel) is the source of this 2437-nucleotide messenger RNA. RefSeq names its product modulator of VRAC current 1 (gene mlc1). Gene Ontology annotation, cellular component: endoplasmic reticulum; cytoplasmic vesicle; plasma membrane. The record is from RefSeq and is a predicted model, not a curated record. Gene Ontology annotation, biological process: regulation of response to osmotic stress. The transcript has 12 exons. Bases 343 to 1539 code for a protein of 398 amino acids. Lineage: Eukaryota; Metazoa; Chordata; Actinopteri; Synbranchiformes; Synbranchidae.
GGCCGGCAGCACAAGAGCCAUGUGUUUUUGCUUCACGCUUUGAAGGCCUCAAAAAAAAAAAAACUUUUCAGAACUGUUUCUGAGAAACGUCAUGCAAAGAUAGAGAGAGAGAGAACAAGAGAUUAAAGAGCAAUGAAAGGGAGUGUGAGAGAGAUAGAUGGUGAGCAGAGGUAGCUACAGACGAAAACAGGCUGCUCUCUAUGUGGUGCUUUGAUCUUGGUUGUGAAGGACAUUUGUUGGACAAUACUGGGGGAAACUGUGCAGGAGACCCAACAACAGAGGCUGUAAUCUACACUUGUUGUUUUCCAUCAUAUCCAAAGUUAUCUACCAACAAUUUCAGUGAUGCAUCGUGAGGAACUAUCACCCAGAGAGGAGUUCACCUACAGCCAUGUACCCACUCUAGAGAGGGGUAGCGGGACACUGGGACGACGUGGCGACAGGGAAGUGGAGAGGAGGCCAGACAGGGGGGAGCGGGACAGCUACACAGUGGACGUGAGGGCCAGUGACCUGCAAUUGGCACAGCCGGAGCCUCUGCAGCACCCCUGCUUCAGCUACAGGGCCUGGCUCUACAGUGUCCUCAUAGGGGGCAGUCUGCUCAUCACGUCUGGUUUCUCUCUGUACCUGGGAAAUGUGUUUCCUGUUGCUAUGGACUACCUGCGUUGUGCUGCAGGCUCUGGCCUCCCUGCAGCGAUAGUUAGUUUUGCCAUUGCCAAGAACAGACAUGUUGCUGUGUCAGAUUUCCAGGUGAUGUAUGUGUCAACAUUUGCUGUGACAACCACCUGCCUGGUUUGGUUUGGCUGUAAACUAGUCCUGAACCCUUCUGCUGUCAAUAUCAAUUUUAACCUCAUCUUGAUGAUUGUGCUGGAGGUGCUGAUGGCCAGUACUGUCAUCCUUUCAGCCCGCUCUGCAGAGGACUGCUGCUGCCAUAGGAAGUCACAUGACAGACCUGUGGUUGUAACACCUGCAGUGUUCCCCACUCAGCUCCUUAAGGCAUAUUCUGUGAUCGAAGUGAUUGUGGGAAUCUCUGCUGUCUUUGGAGGCAUUAUUGCUCUGAACAUGGAUGCUUUGCUACCCGGCCCUUACCUCUCUGUUACAUUUUUCUGGAUCCUUGUGGCUUGUUUCCCCAGUGCUAUUGCAAGUCAUGUUGUGUCAGAAUACCCCAACAAAUGUCUGGUGGAGGUACUAAUUGCCAUCAGCAGUGUGACGUCUCCUCUCCUCUUUUCAGCCUCUGGCUUCCUCUCCUGCAGUGUUAUUAGCUUUAUUGAAAUUUUUUUGCAUGAUGUGCCCACAGCCAAGCAAUCCUACGACAUCCUGCUGCUGAUUCUGUUGGUGCUGUUGCUGGUGCAGGCAGUUCUAACUGCAGCCACUGUGGUGCACUGUGCCUCCUACAAGAGCCAGCUCCACAUGGGGGCUCCAGAGUGCGAAAACAACUUGCACAACCCGAUCCACUGCUGUGAACAGCAAGCAUCCAAUUGGAAGCUGCAGGAUUUCGACAAGGACAGAGCCUGGAAGUCGGUUGUGGUCCAAAUGGCCCAGUGAGCAGCCCUACAAUACAUGGAGAUGUUUGAUAUAAAGGAGAAAUUAAAUAUACUCUGUAAGUUGUAAGCCCAAGAGUAAAAUGGUGAGACAGAAAAUAUUGUAAAAAAAUAAGUAAAACUGUAAUGAUUUAUUCAGAAGUACGAAGACGGACCCAGAGAGCUGUCUUCUCUUGUCUUCUUGUUUUUAUUCAUCAAAAAUAUAUAUAUACACUAAUACCAUAUACUAUAGGUCCAGCAAAUAGAUAAAUAAAUAGAAAUAAAAAUCAUGUGAGCCAGUGUUUUAUAGUAUAAAAAUGUUCUGAGCACUUGUGAAUACAUUUUUGUGAUGCCUGAAAAUAUUUACUUUUGUUCUACACAGUAAAUCCAGGAUUUAGUGGAUGAUGCAGUUUUGACAGCACAGGGUUGCACUAUAGGAUGAAAAGCAUGUACAGUACAGAAUUAAAGACAACUCAUGAAACAUGUUUGAAUAACUUUAUUCUCCGCUGAUUUUAUUUCCAGCUAGUGAACACUGAGUUUGUCAUCAGCUGUUUCAAAAGGUGUUUGUAUAGUGUUUUAUGCUUAAUCAAUUACCCAUAUUCAUAAAAAGAAAUAUUGUUCAGUUCAGUUAUCGUUCUAUUAUUAGAUACAGUGAUGUUUAAACUUCAUAUGAUUUACUGGAUAUAUGUCUGCACGCAAAAACCGAUACACUUUAGCUUUCUUGUUUGGAAAUGGAACCCUUUGGAAAUGUAUUCAGUUAUUUGAUUUCCUUCCUCUGUUAAUUUACUCCCAUCCCUCCACUGUGUUCUGUGUUAGACACUGGACUUGUUAUAUUCUUACUUAUAAGGAAUCAUUUUCCUUUACAUAGUAAACAAUCAUGCAUUGUCUGUGUUUAGGUUAAAAAUAAAAUGCAUUUCCAAACA